AUGGACAAAGAGAAGAUCACGAGCUUCAUGCUCACCCUGGGGCUGAUGCAAGAUCAGGUAUCAGAUAUCCAUCAGCGUGUCCAGGCAAGCCAGAAUUACACGGAAGAGCUGCUGGGUGCCCUGUACCCGGCGAACGUCUUUUUGCCUGAGACUGCCGGUUACUCUUCCUGGAUCAACAAGUAUUUUGGUUCCCGGCCGCGCCUGAACGCAUCCGCAGUCUUCACCCCGGAGAGCACGGAGCAAGUAGCCUCCUGCGUGAAGAUCUUGGAAUUUUUCCAGAGGAAAUUUGCUAUCCGUGGUCUCGGAUUCACCACUCACCCUGGAAUGGCUGGUAUUGAGGACGGCGUGCUCAUUGCCUUGGAGAAGAUGAAUGACUUGAUACUCAGCUCGUCAGGUGAAGUCGUCAGUCUGGGCCCUGGCAACCACUGGGGCCGAGUCUAUGAAACUCUCGAAAGUCAAGGCCUCGCAGUCACUGGAGGAGAAAUGGCUGUCGUUGGCAUAGCUGGUCUCUUAACUGGAAAUGGUCUGUCCUACUUCCUCGGCAGCCGUGGUUGGUCCAGCGCCGACGUAACCAAUUUCGAGGUCGUUCUCGCCGGUGGAAACAUCGUCAACGCCAACGCCACAGAGAAUGCAGAUCUCUGGUGGGCUCUCAAGGGGGGCUCUAACAACUUUGGCAUCGUCACGCGUUUCGACAUGAACACUUUCCCUCUCCCGAACGGCGUAUUUCACGGACCGCUUUCAUACAACCCGAGUCAGGGGACCGCUGCCCUUGGAGCUUUCUAUGACAUGCAGACUGGGCCUCUCCUCGAGGAUCCACACCUCAUGGUCACUUGCAUGGAGAUGAUCAUACCUGCGAUCAACCUCUCCAUCAUCGACCUCAUUCCCUUUACGGACAAGCUCGACUUCACUGGUGACUAUCCGCCCGCCAUAAAGCCUCUGUUGGAUAUUGGACCGGUCGCGACGAACAUGUCCCGUAUGACACUCACGGCAUUGGCAUCGCAGAACAUUACCCCGGAGUUCAUGGGUGUUUACACGGCACGUAUCAACCGAGCAAACAUCAACAUCAAGGCAGACAAGGAAUUGUACAAGGAGAUUUCCGCGUUACUUUUCGCCCACUAUGAGUCCUCCACGUUGGAGGGACACACCAUCGCCAUGUCUUGGAACCCCAUCACUCCGUACACCAUCCGCGAAUCGAACAGAAAAGGUGGCAACCCAGGCGGCUGGCAGGAUAUCAACCAAAAUUCCCUCAACUUCAGAUCCAACUGGGACAAUCCUGCCGACGAUGCAGCUGCUCUUCAGAUGGAUGAAGAUUUCAUGGCCAAGAUGACGGAGAUGGCUCGCAAGCGAGAUGCUCUGAUGCCGAACCUGUGGAUAAACAACGCUGCGCAAAAUGUCGAUGUCAUCAGGAGCUAUGGGGAGGACAAUUUUCAGAAACUGAUAGCUGUGUCUGACAAGUAUGAUGCGGAGAAGACGUUCCAGCGGCUCUGCCCUGGAGGUUAUAAGCUUGGGGUCUGA
Colletotrichum aenigma is the source of this 1515-nucleotide messenger RNA. RefSeq names its product Bifunctional solanapyrone synthase (gene sol5-3). The record is from RefSeq and is a predicted model, not a curated record. The coding region runs from base 1 to 1515 and encodes 504 amino acids. Lineage: Eukaryota; Fungi; Ascomycota; Sordariomycetes; Glomerellales; Glomerellaceae. The transcript has 5 exons. Gene Ontology annotation, molecular function: FAD binding.